Hylaeus volcanicus is the source of this 1970-nucleotide messenger RNA. Its product is annotated as transmembrane 7 superfamily member 3-like. The transcript is spliced from 8 exons. The record is from RefSeq and is a predicted model, not a curated record. NCBI's taxonomy places the organism in Eukaryota, Metazoa, Arthropoda, Insecta, Hymenoptera, Colletidae. The coding region runs from base 139 to 1689 and encodes 516 amino acids.
UGUACCGCGCUCAGGCAUGUAGCCGACUGUCAAGUGCCAGCUGUUGCGCCGUACUGAUUUUCCGUAACUUCACGCCGACACGGCUCGCCAGCAAUUUAAUUGAAUAAGUGUGUCACGGGGCUCGUAACGUCGAUCGACAUGAGUCGUCGACUUAUCAGAGACCCACUGAUCCUUCUAUUACUCGUCGGUAGCAGUUUGGCCGUGGUGAAAAAUACCAAAACCUUGUCUCUCAAAGAUGGCAGCGUAUUACAGGUGUCUUUUAGUCAUCCUACCGGUGAUGCAUACAUUCAACGAAUAUCUAUUGCCCCCGCUAGUAACGUUACUUGUAACAUAACAAAUGUUUCAUCCGAGACUUCAUUUAUUAUCGCUCAAAUUCAUACGUAUCAAUAUAACGUCACGCUGUCUUAUACUGAAGAUGAUCUUAAUAAAGUUUCAAAUAAUAGCGUAUUCGGAUCAAAUAUCGGCCUUUUAAUUAGACCAGGUUUAAACAUAAUGACGCAGCUGUACUUGAAAAAUGAUAACGUCCACCAUGUGGACGCUCUACUUGUUGGUAUUCCUUACAAUGACAAAGCACCCGUACCGGGUGGAUGCAACAUGGAGUUCAAUACCAAAAUAGCUCCAUAUGCAAAGGUGGUCGCGGACGACACCACGGUGGUCGUCGACGUGCAACCAGCAUCGAUACCUUUUAACAACACCGCCCAACCGAUUUGCGAAAAAAAUAAGGUGGAGCUCGAAAUCUAUCAAAUGUUCUUAAGCGAGCAGGACUUCACAAUUGAUAGCUAUUUCAUUGGUAUUACAAAUAUGUUGACCGUGGAGGAUAUCAUACAAAAUGGUCGUAAGAUAUCGGGUUCACAAGCGUUAACACCAAUGAGACGAGUCUUCAACGCGUACACCGGAACUGGAUCGGUUUACGCAGCAGUGGCUAAAUAUGGAAAUUAUUCUGCAUCUUAUGUCCCUGGUUUCUCGUACGCUUGCAGUCCCCUGCUUUAUCCAGAAUCUUGUCAGCUUUUAACUGAAAUUUUCCCGCGACUCGUUUGCGCUGGCUGCUUCUUCGUGGGCCUGUGGGCGGUACUCCGUGGGCCAUUUCUAUCGAUACCGACGUUCUUCACCGGAACUGUGAUCGGUUACGUUAUCGCAGAAGCCAGCAAGGGCAGCUAUAAUCCAUCAGCUAACAUUGCGAUUGCUCUAACAAUAGGCAUCACCUUUCUGCUACUGACGAUGUGUUGCAGUAUCACAUGGCCGCUCAUUAACAAGCUGUUGUUAACUUUCAACGUAGGAUUCUUCUUCGCGUGUGUCGCUUACUUCUGCUCCCCAGAUGAGUUUUUACUUGUACAUAACAGUUGGAUUUUCUGGACACUUUUCAUACUGUUGUUCGUUAUCAUUACCUUCCUCACGGCAAUAUCGUUUCCCGUUAGCUUGCCUGCUUCGUCUGCAAUAUUUUCAGCGUACAUGAUGAUCUUGCCACUUGACUAUUAUUUUGGCUCUGCCCUGAAAUACAUCAUCAUAAACGUGAUAAGAAGAAUGACCGUCAAGGGCUUCGAACAGGCUGUUGUUCUACCUCCAGUUCAAGCAAAGGAUAUAACUUUCAUCGUCAUGUGGACAUUAUUCGCACUCUAUGCUUUCGUAAAAUAUUGGUUGCCAUCAAAAACAUUUGGAGUAUCAGAGGAGACGCCUUUAAUAUCUGAAUGAAAGGCUUCUUUGUGAGGUUAUCAUUAUCUGCUUGUGCCCAAAGAAAAACUGAAAGCGAACUUUAUGUUUUAUUAUAUAUAUUUUGCUGUGUUGUCAUUUUUCUUUUCAUCUAGUAUAAAGAUGUCCUGUCAAAGAAAUACAGGCGUCCUGGGACACCCUGUAUACUUCACAUAAAUUAAUGAAACAAGAACGAACCAGAUUGAAGGACUGAUACGUAUACUUAAUACCAUAAGAGUUUAACUAAAUAAUUAAUUUUUAUAAUAUAAGGUGUUUUCAAGAUA